Molecule: messenger RNA, 1641 nt
Organism: Phlebotomus argentipes
Lineage: Eukaryota; Metazoa; Arthropoda; Insecta; Diptera; Psychodidae
Gene: wrapper
Product: opioid-binding protein/cell adhesion molecule homolog
Exons: 6
Coding region: 151-1641 (496 amino acids)
Biological process (GO): synapse organization; homophilic cell-cell adhesion
Cellular component (GO): neuronal cell body; axon; plasma membrane
Molecular function (GO): protein binding; axon guidance receptor activity
Source: RefSeq, a predicted model, not a curated record
UGGAUGACUUGCGAGUGAGUCGGACGCAAUUUCAGUCGCGCGUGUAAAGGCACUCAAAAGUGGCACAGUUCGGGGGGUUAAUAGGUGUAUUAAAGGAUAUCGUAUAACUUCCGUGACCUCUGUGAAUACAUAGCAUAGCUGAGGGAGAGAAUGAGUGGGGUGUUUGUAACAUUUAUUCAUGGAUUUAUUGCCUCUCUCAUGAUUAUUUCCACUGGGGUUCUCGGACACAAGGCCAUGGAUUUCUCCAGUGUGCCCACAACAGUGAAAACAGUGGAAAAUGACACAGUUCUCCUUCCCUGCUCUCACAAUGGCCCUUAUGGUUACGUCCGAUGGCUGCGGGAGGAGGCGUUGCUCGCAGACUCGGGCAAUCCCAGCUUCACGCCGCCAGAGCGUGUCACGCUGUUCGCCAACGGAAGCCUGCAGGUCGCCAGCGUGAAGCUGGAGGACACGGGCGAGUACUUGUGCCAAAUUGCCAGCGACUCCGGUCUGGCGAUGCAGCGGCACGCCAUCGAAGUCCAAUAUCCGCCAUCCGUGAUUUCUCACCCCAGCGGCGAGGUGACGAUGAAAGUGGGUGCGCUGUUUGAAAUUGUCUGCGAAGCGCGAGGCGUGCCGUUUCCCAUCAUCUCCUGGCGGCGCCCAGGAGAGAAUGCCAGCGAUCCCGACCACGUGGAGAACCGUCGGCGGUUGCUGGUGGAAGUGCGGAGUCGCCACGACGCCGGCGUCAUUGAGUGCGUGGCCGAUAAUGGCUUCGGCUCGCCGGCCGUGGCGGGAGUCCUUCUGGUCGCCCAGUUUGUGCCGGAAGUGAAAGCCGAAACGAGCGUCGUUCACACCAAGAUCGGAUUUCGCGCCACUCUCGAAUGCACCGUCACGGCUGAGCCCAGCGCCGUGGUCCACUGGUUCCAUCACACGGCGCCCGUGACUGACAACAAGAAGAUCGUGCGUCAAGACACGCUGGAGUCGUCACGAUCGCACAGCCAACUGUACACAGUGUCGCGCCACCUGCUCAUUGUGAAGAACGUGCAAGACAUGGAUCUGGGUAUGUACGAGUGCAAGGCUGAGAACAAGGUGGGUGUGAAGAGUGCCAUCAUCGAGCUCACGGGUCGCCCGAUGCCGUCCGUGUUCAAACAGUCGCCCGUCGCCGCCUCGCCCAUGACACACAGCCUCAUCUGGCAGACUGAGUCGCUGUCGCCGCUGGCGGAGUACAAGCUGCGCUUCCGCCAGGUGCCCACCGGCAACGUCACGCCGCACUCCCGCCUGCCGCCGCGCGACUGGACGGAGCUCACGAUCCCCGGCCAGUACUCCGACGGACCCAUCCACACCAGCAGCUACGAACUGCGUGGCCUCUCGCCGGCCAGCGUCUACGAGGUCGUGGUGGCCGCGCGCAAUCGCUACGGCUGGAGCGACGCCAGUAAGGUGAUGCGCUUCGCAACAGCGGGCGAGAUUGAAGAGGCAACAAAUGUGUCCACGGAAUCUGUGGAUUACAAUCAAAUUGAUGACAAUUUCAUUCCCGACAUGAAUUCAUCAGGCAAUUAUGAUUAUUCAACAUCGGGAAGUGAGCUGCAAAAAGUCACCGUCACAGUGUUCGUUACCUGUUUUCUCUUCCAAUGGAAAGGUAUGCAAAUGACCACGAAUGAUAAUUAA